Talaromyces amestolkiae is the source of this 1101-nucleotide messenger RNA. RefSeq lists its product as uncharacterized. The transcript is spliced from 5 exons. The coding region runs from base 1 to 1101 and encodes 366 amino acids. NCBI's taxonomy places the organism in Eukaryota, Fungi, Ascomycota, Eurotiomycetes, Eurotiales, Trichocomaceae. The record is from RefSeq and is a predicted model, not a curated record. Gene Ontology annotation, molecular function: dioxygenase activity.
AUGGCCUCUGGUUCAGUUUCAUCGGCUUUGAAGCCCUACACGCCGCCACCACAGACUUCAGAAAAUUUGGACUGGGCGGACCUUGAGGGUCUCGAUAUUUCUUUGCUUGAUCAGCCGGGUGGAAUAGAAGUCCUGGCCGAGCAGGUAUUGAAAUUUAUCAAUACUAAUGGCUUCUUCUACGUCACAAACCAUGGUCUCACAAACGAUCAAAUCAAUCGACAAUAUGCCAUUGCCGACGCUUUUUUCGAACUCCCCCUUGAAGAGAAGAUGAGAUAUCUUAGCAAUACAGCGGCAGGUGAUUUCAGAGGUUAUAAACCGCGAUCAACUGGCGAACUAAGCUCACGCGAUAACGACGAACGCUACAAUAUCCCCAAGUUCACCAAGGAGCAUGAGCGGCCACAUCCUCAGUUGAUCAAAGACUAUUACGAGGAGAUCAAAGAGUUUUCCUUGCACAUCCACAACAAAAUUCUCUUACCCUUACUCCGCCUUUUCGCCUACGUGCUCGAAGUCGACUCAGAAACUUUAGUCCAACGCCACCGAUACGAGGAGAAUGGACUCGAGUACUUGCGAUACAUGAAAUAUCAUCCAAGAUCAGCUGAAGAAGAUGCCAAAGCAGGCAACAUCUGGGCCAAGGGUCAUACAGACUACAACACAUUGACAUUUCUCUUCCACCAGCCUGUCGCUGGAUUACAGGUCCUCCAGAAUCCGGACGACAGCAGUUCCUGGCAAUAUGUCAAAUCUGAACCUGAGGCUAUUAUCGUAAACAUUGCGGACGCUUUGGAGUACCUGAGUGGCGGGUUUUUAAAAUCUACGGUGCAUCGUGUUGUACGACCUCCAGCUGAUCAGGCAGAGAAACCGAGGUUGAGUUUGAUUUAUUUUGCGAGGCCGGAGGCUGCUGUUCGUAUGGAGCCUUUGCAGAGUCCGUUAUUGCAGAGACUAGGUAUACAGGUGCCGGAGCAUUAUUUGAAGGCCUUGGAAGGUGUUACUGCUGAAGAAUGGGCUCGUGCCCGAAUCGCAAAGGACCAUCGUUUCAGGACUGGCAUUGUCAAUCAACCUGAAAGGGAAAUUCUGGCAGGUGUGCCGCAGCGAUAUUAUGACUGA